GGUUAGUCUCACGUGACAAUAAAGACCAUUGAAUAUAAGUACGUCCCCCUGGAGAUCUGAUAUUACACCUCAUCCUUAAUUCUCGUAUCCUCCUACACACUAAAGAGUGCGAUAGAUAUUUCCCGCACUGUGAGACCGUGGACAUUUGGCUCAGCUGCGUGAAGAAUACUCGAAACAAUGAACCUCCGAAUUGAGACACUGGAUCUGUAACUCUCAGCCGCCUUAGUCCUGCUCGCCUCGCCACUGCCGCGUGUUUACGUCAAGACAGCGGGCCGCGUACUAGUUUCCUCAGUACUUUUGCGUCCGUAUCAAUACCGUGUGCUGUAAACUGAACGAAGAGACUCAUUCAGUUUUUGGUCGGCUCUCCAUUAUCUCGUGGUGACGUAAAGGUGACGGCAAGUGUGUUAGUUUCCCCGGUAAUUGUGCCUCCGUAACAUUACUGUGUGCCGCGGUCGUGAGAACUGCGAGGCGGCGGUGCAGACUGUGCUGUGGAGAGCCGCGGGGUGUUGGAAACGCUUGUCAGUCUCUUUAAAGGCGUCAUAUUCCCUCCCUGCUCUUCCCCGUAUCUUCCUGUCGAUGCUGGUUACGUCAGAGCAGCCCAGGCCCUUAUCCAGCCAAGGCGUCCAACCGACCUAACAACAUGGAGGAAUUGCGUAAGGUAAUAAGACCCAAGCCAACAGCGGAACUGGUCACUGCUGUGUGGAAAGGAGACGAAACAGGAAUGAGGUCGGCCCUCGCCAGGGGUGCUCCCCCUGAGAUCACCAUCCCCACAACUGCUGGGACGUCUGUGAGUCUGGUGAAUCUGGCUGCCAGGAUGGGCCAUGACCAUUUGCUGCCUCGCUUACUGCAGGCAGGGCUGAGUAUAGAAGGUGGAGGUACCGAUGAAUGGACACCGCUAAUGGAAGCUGCCGUGAAGGGUCGCAUCCAGACAGUGAAGGCAUUACUGACCCUUGGCGCUAACCCUUUAGCGACGGAUAGUGAAGAAAAGACAGCCCUCCAUCAUGCUGCAGCGAGGGGCCACCAGCAGUGUGUGGCGGUCCUUAUGGCUGUCACCCCUCCCACUCCCGCACACCUCGAGGCAUACACCCCGGUGCACGCCGCCAGUCACCGUGGCCACGUGGAUGUACUGGAGCAGCUGGCGGCUGCUGGCUGGUCCCUCACUGCCAGAGACAGUCAUGGCUUGACACCUCUGCACUGUGCUGCUGCGGGGGUAUAUGUAGAAGUUGUGCAGUGGCUGGUGCAGCGAGGUGGUGACCCGCGUAUGCAAUCCAAGGGUGGAAGGACCCCGAUGGACAUGGCCGUGCAGUUUGGCCGCCACGAGGUGGAGACCUGGCUAGCCAAGAAUGGUGGAAGUGUUGUAAGGAGUGAGGAUCGGCGUGUGGAGGAAGUGAGGAUUUGGCAGGGCAGACAUGAACGCCAACACAACGCAGUCUUGUCCUGGCUGGUGGCAGGCAACGAGACAGCCAUCAUGGCCAACAUCCCCGAGCCCUGGGACGGUCACUCGCUGAGCAAGGAAGGCCUGACGCCCCUCCACGCCGCGGCACUGUGCGGGGCUCCCAGUGAUGCCGUGGAGGCUUUGCUGGGACGUGGAGUGAGCCCUCAUGUGAUCACCCCUGACAAUAUGACCCCUGCUGACCUGGCACGGCAGGAAGGCCAUGACCCAGUGAUCAAGGGACUACAAUACCAUCAUUGUGAACAGAGCGGCGUAUCCCCUGAACACCUGUACGAAAAGCUACUCUUAACAGUAUGUCGCGGGGACGACGUGCAGGUGGUGUCCAGCCUCCUGUGUAAGGGCGUCCCCAUAGAGUCCCUGGGUGGCCGCUCCGUUCUCAGACUGGCUGUCACCACCGACCGCGCACGCACCGUCAGCCUGCUGCUGGCGAGCGGCGCAUCGCUGCCCGCCAGCCUGUUGCACCAGGCUUGGCAGAGCCCCGACGUGACCCACAGGGUGCUGGCCUGUCUCACCACCGCCUACUGCUGCCGUCUGCGUGCAGAGCAGCGUCGUCUGGAAAAGGUCAGCGGCGCCCUUGCCAAAGGCAUCAACAAUCUGGUGAAAACUAUGGAGGGAAAUACACCUUGGCAGGCUGCCUGGCGAUGGGGUAAGGACACUGAUCGGCCAGAACUGAGCGACCUCCUGGCAAAGGCCGCGGCUGCCAACUGCCCCGUGACUGCUGCCUUCCUGCAGAGUGCAGGAGCGUGGUCUUUCUUCACGGGAACUUCAGGUGGUAGUGCUCUCCACGCCGCCGUGGAGGCCGGCCAUCAGGGCAUGGCCGAGCUGCUUAUCAGGGACCUCGGAGGCUGUCCGUAUGUGCCGGACGCACACGGUCGCCUUCCAUUGCAUAUGAUGACAGACAAGGAGCGACAGAGGCUGGAGCAGAAGCUCUUUAGCGAGGAGCGUGAAAAACUGGAAAAUAUGGAACUUCACUUGAAGGCAGACCACGAGAAGACCGCGGCACGGACAGCGCUAUGUAUACAGAAGGUUCUUUUUCAGAGCCACAAGAAGGGCGAAGGUAAGGAUAUCUCUUUACCUGAUGGCCGCGCCGUCCUACUGCUGGCCUCGCGCAAAGGUCUUCUGCAGGUAGCUCAUCUUAUACUGCAUGAGGGUCGUUUUCCCGUGGACGAGGUGCUGGACCACACCUGCGGCACCACCGCCCUCCACCAGGCGGCCUCUCACGGUCAGGACGGCUGCGUGGCGCUGUUGCUGAGCGCCGGCGCAGACACACACCAGCGCGACACCUACGGCCAGACGCCUCGCCACCUGGCUGCCAUGUUUGGCCACAAAAGUACUUUUGAACUCUUGGCGCACCAUGAGAUGCAGGACUCUCCUUGCCGCGCGGGCACCAUCCCCACACAGGUGAAAGAACAUUUUAAAGUCUUUCACAGUAUGUAUUAUAAAUAUAAGCGCAAUCUAUUAAAGCCACUCGACCGUCAUGACCCCGAAAGCGUCAUAAAAAAUCUUGUGAAAUCCAUAGGCCUGCCAGGACUGCAGGAGGAAGCUAAGCGGGUAGCUGUUGAUCUAUCCAAGGGCGAGGCUCUUGAGGUAAAGGAGGCGGUCAUGACGGAAAUAAGCAUCAUUAUGAAUAAGGUGUCAGCCGUUGAUCCCACCUACCGCGGCGACCUGAGGCUAGCGGGCAGUUCUCGGGAUGGCUCUAAGCUGUACGCUCCCGACGAAUUUGAUAUAAAUCUCGUGAUUCACGAGGAUGACGUAGGAGUAAAUGUUAGUAAGAGAGGGAAGGAGGAAGCCCCGCUGAAGGGUAAGUUAAAAAUAUCUAUAAAGACUGACAACCCCCACCUUGAGGGGAAUAGAUUUAUGGCCAGUCUGUAUGAUGAGGUGUACCGCUGCCUCGCUGGCCAUACUCUGCAGGACGAAAGACUGAGCCUCGUGCCACCAGGCCUUACAAGCACGCAGGUGGGCGUGGCACUCUCCCUGGCAUGGCAGGGGCGGGAGUAUCCACUGUUGCUAGUCGGCGUGGACCUGGUGCCAGUGUUGGAGGUGCCGUGGCUGGAACAAGUCCCCAGACCACUUCUCACUCCCGAGGACACCACCACCAUGCAGCUCAGUAAUGCUGCGGACGGCACAUGGCGCUGCAGCUUUGCCUUGACAGAGGCAAAGGUGCUGGGUACGUUGACCCCCGCGGAGCGCCAGGUACAGCUGAUGGGAAAGGUACUUCUCUCCCGUCUCAAGGCAGAGCCCUGGAUGCCACGACACAAAAAGAGCUUUUUCAAAUGGUUUGCCACAAGAGAGUGGAACAUCUCGGUACCGAGCGGGUUCUGCUUCAAGAAUGCGCUCCUGCGGUGGCUGGAGCAUAGACGGUGGAAGGAGGUGGAGCUCGGGGCUGGACAAAAGGGGAACGUCAAGGAGUUGGGAACUGGGCAGAAGGGGGACCCCGUAAGGGAGUUGAGGGGUGGAGAAGAGGGGGACCACGUCAAGGAAUUGAGGGCUGAACAGGAGGGGAAUCACGCCAAGGAGUUGGGGAUUGGACAGGAGGGGGGCCACGCCAAGGAGUUGAGGACUGAAUGGGAGGGGGACCAGGGGGCCAGAUGGCUGGUGGAGGUGUUCAGACUGAUGUGUGCAAACCCAGAGGAAUCGCGAGAACACCUGGCUACUCAAAACAGCUCCGCCUACUUUGGAGGAGACUGUGAGGGGCGAAAGCCUGGGGACGGGGCGCCUUUCAUCGUACAGUGUCUGGAGGAGGACUUGGAAAAAUUGACGGCCUCAGCCAAGACAGUCAGGCCGCGGCGAAAGUAUUAGAUACAGAAGAUGCAGGUCCGUGUAAUCAUUGGCAGUAAGCUGUGCCACGCGUCAUAAGGCCCCCCAUGCACACAGGAACACAAGAGCUCGAUACCCGAUUUUUAAAUUCAAUAGUUUAUUUAGCCAGUUAGUUGUAAAACUGAUAUAAAGAAAAAUAUAGAUUUUCAUUAGACGAGAAUAGUGAGAGAGAGAGAGAGAGAGAGAGAGAGAGAGAGAGAGAGAGAGAGAGAGAGAGAGAGAGAGAGAGAGAGAGAGAGAGAGAAACUCUCUUAAUAUGCUCUCA
Scylla paramamosain (green mud crab) is the source of this 4535-nucleotide messenger RNA. Its product is annotated as ankyrin-1-like. The transcript is spliced from 8 exons. Gene Ontology annotation, biological process: protein localization to ciliary inversin compartment. The record is from RefSeq and is a predicted model, not a curated record. Gene Ontology annotation, cellular component: ciliary inversin compartment. Lineage: Eukaryota; Metazoa; Arthropoda; Malacostraca; Decapoda; Portunidae. Gene Ontology annotation, molecular function: protein binding. Bases 641 to 4252 code for a protein of 1203 amino acids.